AUGGCUGUGGCGUUGGAUGCUGUUUGGGUGCGGGUGAAAGGCGUGUGCAAGCAGAACGGACUUCUCAUCUUAUCCGUACUGGCUGUUGUCAUCGGCUGCCUGCUGGGCUUCUUCCUGCGCUCUAAGCAGCUCUCUGAGCAGGAGGUUAAGUACUUCCAGUUCCCUGGUGAGCUGCUGAUGAGGAUGUUAAAGAUGCUCAUUCUUCCCCUCGUUGUGUCAAGUUUGAUGUCUGGACUGGCAGCUCUGGAUGCGAAAUGCUCAAGCAGACUUGGUCUGAUCACUGUGUCCUACUACCUGUGGACCACCUUUCUUGCUGUGGUGGUGGGAAUUGUGAUGGUGUCCAUCAUUCACCCUGGUGGUAUGGCUCAGAAAGAGGACUCAGAGGACAGCGGCAAGCCUAUCAUGAGCUCAGCCGAUGCUCUGCUUGACCUUAUACGUAAUAUGUUUCCUGCCAACCUCGUUCAAGCCACUUUCCAGCAGUAUCGAACAAACAGUGUGCCAAUCAUGAAGACACCCAAGACAACAGUUAGCCAAGGCCUAACAGAGACCACUACAAGGAGAGCACUGAUUUAUGGCAUCCAGGAUGACAAUGGCACAGACAUCCAGAACUUUCAGCUGGACCUGACCCCUCCCCCUGACGUGGUUUUCCGCACACUGCCAGGCACUAGUGAAGGCAUGAACGUUCUGGGAAUUGUCAUCUUCUCAGCAACCAUGGGUAUAAUGCUAGGCAGAAUGGGUCCUAAUGGCAGUGCACUGGUCAACUUCUGCCAGAGUUUGAAUGAAGCUGUGCUAAAGAUUGUCGCUAUUGUCAUAUGGUAUUUCCCAUUUGGGAUUGUGUUCCUGGUGGCCGGAAAGAUUUUGGAAAUGAGCGAUCCGUCGGCCAUGGGGAAGAAACUCGGCUUCUACGCCAUCACGGUCGUGAUGGGUCUGAUCUUGCACGGCCUCUUUAUCCUGCCUAGCAUGUAUUUCUUCAUCACCAAAAAAAGUCCCAUUGUCUACAUCAGGGGCAUCUUGCAGGCUUUGCUUAUAUCUUUAGCAACUUCCUCCAGUUCUGCCACGCUGCCUAUCACCUUCAAGUGCCUGCUGGAGAACAACCACAUUGAUCGACGCAUCAUUCGUUUUGUACUGCCUGUGGGUGCCACCAUCAACAUGGAUGGCACGGCACUCUAUGAGGCUGUGGCUGCCAUCUUCAUCGCUCAGGUCAACAAUUACGAGCUGGACUUUGGUCAGAUCAUCACUAUUAGUAUAACAGCCACAGCUGCCAGCAUUGGAGCUGCUGGGAUCCCACAAGCUGGCCUGGUCACUAUGGUGAUUGUGUUGACAUCUGUCGGCCUGCCCACUGAUGACAUCACGCUCAUAAUUGCUGUGGACUGGGCUUUGGACAGAUUUCGGACCAUGGUGAACGUGAUGGGGGAUGCCCUGGCCACAGGAAUCAUGGCUCAUAUAUGCAGAAAGGAUUUCAUCAAAGAGGGAGAUGGGGUGCCUCUGAUCUGUGAGACCAAGCCAGUGAAUGCUCAGCCGCUGAUGAACUGCCAGAACAAUGGAAGUUUCCAGCCACCUCCAGCAGGGGGCAAGCAUGAGCGCAUCCCUCCAGAUGUGGCCCGACUCAUGCAGCUUGAGGAAGGAGUGCGCCCUCUGCCUCCAGAGCGGAAAAAGCCACCCGUGCCCCCUCGACACCUGAAGAACAAGGAUAAAGACCACUGCACCAUUGACAUGAAUGGUCUGGAGACAAACGUAUAG
Molecule: messenger RNA, 1740 nt
Organism: Chanos chanos (milkfish)
Lineage: Eukaryota; Metazoa; Chordata; Actinopteri; Gonorynchiformes; Chanidae
Gene: slc1a7b
Product: solute carrier family 1 member 7b
Exons: 11
Coding region: 1-1740 (579 amino acids)
Biological process (GO): L-glutamate transmembrane transport
Cellular component (GO): plasma membrane
Molecular function (GO): glutamate:sodium symporter activity; neutral L-amino acid transmembrane transporter activity; L-glutamate transmembrane transporter activity
Source: RefSeq, a predicted model, not a curated record